AUGUUCAGUUUUUCCUCUAAAACUGCUAUUUCAUCCAAAUCUCAACAAUACAUACCUACAAAACCUAUGGCUGCUCCUCGUAGGGUUGAACAAUUAUCAGUAAAUUCUCCUCUUAAAAAAGAAAUUGAAAGUAAACCAAAAAAAGAUGAUGAAAAAAAGCCAACCCAAUUGUCGUUGGAUAUGUUUGAUAUUGGAAAACCACUUGGUCAAGGAAAAUUUGGAAAUGUUUAUCUUGUAAAAUACAAAAAAUAUGACUAUGUUUGUGCAUUAAAAGUUAUAUUUAAAAGACAAUUACAAAAAUGCGAGAUGGGAAUUCAAAUGAAAAGAGAGAUUGAAUUACAAUCUCAUCUUAAUCAUCCUAAUAUUCUCAAAUUAUUCGGAUUUUUUGAAGAUAAAAACAGGUGGUUCCUUGUUCUUGAAUAUUGUAAGAAAGGUGAAUUAUAUAGGUUAUUACAACAAGCUGGUCGUUUUGAUGAAAGAAGAGCUGCUCGAUACAUAAAAGCAACAACUGAAGCUUUAAAGUAUUGUCAAGAGAUGAAUUGUAUUCAUCGUGAUUUAAAACCAGAAAACAUCAUGAUAGAUCACAAUGAUCAAGUCAAAUUAGCUGACUUUGGAUGGUCUGUUCAAGCCAAGACAAAAAGAAAUACUUAUUGUGGUACAUUAGAUUAUUUAUGUCCUGAAAUUGUAUUAGAAAAAUAUUAUGAUGGAUCGAUUGGUCAAUGGUGUUUAGGAGUUUUAACAUUUGAACUAUGUACUGGUGAACCUCCAUUUCAAUCUAACAGUCGUGAAGAGGUUAUGAAAAAAGUCAGAAAUGUUAAAUAUUCUUUUCCAAGCUAUCUCACAAAUGAUUGCAAAGAUUUUAUUAACAAACUAAUUCAAUAUGAUCCUUCUAAAAGAAUGAGUUUUGCUGAGUGUUUAGUUCAUCCAUGGAUAGUCAAAAACACAACAAAUUGA
Entamoeba histolytica HM-1:IMSS is the source of this 954-nucleotide messenger RNA. Its product is annotated as protein kinase, putative. The record is from RefSeq and is a predicted model, not a curated record. Gene Ontology annotation, biological process: regulation of cytokinesis; protein phosphorylation; mitotic spindle organization. The coding region runs from base 1 to 954 and encodes 317 amino acids. The transcript has 2 exons. Gene Ontology annotation, cellular component: chromosome passenger complex; spindle midzone; spindle microtubule. Gene Ontology annotation, molecular function: ATP binding; protein kinase activity. Lineage: Eukaryota; Evosea; Mastigamoebida; Endamoebidae.